UAUGAACAUAAAUCGCGACCUUAGCCCUUAACAUAAUAUUAUCGCAUUGAUAAGAUUAUACCAAAGCAGGUCUCUGAGCGUCGAAGAGCCCUCCGAGUCGCUUUUAGCCCAGGCUAGGAUCCACCACAUGAUUUAACCCAAAUAUAUUAUUAUUAGAGUGUGUAGUAUAUAAUUAACAUGCCGUCGACUCUGGCGGAAAACUUUGCGACGAUGCGUCCGUCUUUAUCACUGGAUUGAAUUAUUGUGUUGCGUCAAGACCUUCUUUCACUUCUCUGAAAUGGGCUGCGGGUCAUCAACAGACACCGGGCGGCUUGGGGCUGCCACACCUGCACCGGAAGCCAAGCCCAGGGAUGAGAAUCUUCUGGUCAGCAUCCAGGAAAACGUUUCGCUGGAUGACCUGCCUGACUGUAUUUCGGACCUGCACCAUGGCAUGCCGGGCACCAUCAAGCAUGCGGCCAUGCGGCUGCUGAAGAUCUCAGCCGUGCUCAACUGGCCCACCAUAAAGGUGUUUGAGGAAGUGAACAAGUCCGAGUGCUUCAGUGUGCCCUACUCAGAAGUCAGCGGCGACAUCUGGAACCAAACGGCAGUGCUGAGCUGGCGUUGGAAUAAAAGCAAGCCUGCCAGUAUGCAGCCUGGCUUCACACCCAUGUCACCAACACAGUUCCGGGAGCUUGUUGAGGUGUUGCAACGGGCUCAAGCGAUUGGGAUGCAGUAUGUCUGGAUCGACUGGAGCUGUGUGCCGCAGUACAGUACUUCCCCUAUGGUGGAGGUCAUGCGCAGUAAGGUCUUCUAUGCACGUGCACGCACCAUGAUUAUUGUACCCACCUUCAACCAGUUGCCUGGGGAUGGUGUUGUGCGAUUACUGCUCGUCAAGGCGGCCAGGUCGCUAAAACGCCGCGGUGCUCAAUCAAGCAUAUGUGAACUGGCGGCGUCAACGGUGAACACCAUCCUAGAACGGGAGCUGGUGGCGGGCCGGGAGUACUUCAGCCGUGUAUGGACGCUUGCAGAGCGCAUGGCCCGCUACGGCCGAAAGGAGCAGCUGCGCAACUGGCUGACACUGGACGCAUGGCUGGGCAUGAUAGUAGACGCCAUGAUCACAAGCACUGAAGACAAAUCAGCCUCACGGAUCUACGCAAAGCUUCUUGGGAGGGAGGCCGCGGAGCUUCUGGAUCGCAUUUUGGAGCCCCUUGCAGCUGCAGUGAGGACUGCAAGCAUGCUUGUUUCUGAGGGCCUGGAGGACUCGGUUGCACAGCUAUUCGAGAUGGCUGCCACAAUGUGGCAAUCAGACAGCGUUCUGGCGGAAGCUCCCACCAAGUCUUGGCUCAUGACCUACAUGGAGGAGACUCACCAGGGCAUCUACCAGGCCUGGAAUGAGGGUGACCGUGUCUGGGCGGUGUACAGCUACUUCUGCUGGAACCAGGUGGACCAAAGCAGCCAGCAGGGACUGUUGGAGGCGCUGAAGAACCUGGCCCAGGUUGCAGGUGCAGGACGGAAGAGUCUGGUGGCCCUAGCAGGGAAGCUCAAUCUGACAGCCCUGCUGCAGGUGGACGAGGCGGAUGAGAAGCUCCUGAAUGCGGUGGAGGAGGGGCAGCUGGAGCAGGUGCAGGAGCUGUUGGAGGCGGGCGCAAACCCGUUGAUCAAGAGACCGGAUGGAUCCACAUCAGUGCACCUGGCUGCGGCCAAGGGCCAUGCAGGUAUCAUCCCGCUGCUGGCGAAGGCAGGGGUCGGUGUCAACACAAAGAGAGAGGGAGGUGCUACUCCUCUUACGGUAGCCGCUAUGAACGGACACACGGAGGCGAUACGUGCACUGCUAGCGGCCGGCGCUGACAAGGAGCUAGGGUUCACGGAUAAAGCAACGCCGCUGUACAUUGCGGCUGAGAAGGGCCAUGUGGAGGCGCUGCGAGCCCUCAUGCAGGCCGGGGCGCAGGCUGAUGUGGUCAUCAAUACCGGGUACACGCCACUGUUGAUUGCUUCAUUGCACGGCUUUGCCGAAGUCGUGCGGAUCUUGCUACAGGCAGGCGUGAAAAAGGACAGGACCUUGCAGGACGGCGCUAAUGCGCUGUACCUGGCCGCGGAGAAACGCCACAUGGACACAGUCAAAGAGCUGCUCAAAGCCCGGGUCAGCACGGAGGCUUGCCUGCAGAGCGGGGCAACCCCGCUGUACAUCGCCUCCCAGAACGGGGAUGUGGAAAUGGUGGAGGUCCUCCUGGGAGGCGGCGCGAACAAGAAUGCUGCGCGGAAGGACAAAUCCAACCCGCUGUACAUUGCUUCCGAACGAGGUCAUCUGGCGGUGGUAAAGGCGCUGCUGGAGAGGGAAGCUGAUGUGCACCACAAGUUCCAGUCGGGGGCCACACCGCUCUUCAUCGCCGCACAAAAUGGCCACACCGAGACCGUGCUGGCCUUGCUAGAGGCGGGCGCUGAUAAGAACUUCAAGAUUGAAGGGGGCGACAGCACGCCGCUGCUCACCGCCGCCAAGGGGGGUCACGUGGGUGUGGUGGAUGCGCUCCUUGCAAAGGGUGCCAACAAGGACGUACAAAUGAAGGACGGCUCCACGCCGCUGUUGGUGGCCGCCUCGCUGGGGCACCUGCCGGUGGUGCAGUCGCUGCUGGGCGGCCAGGCCAAGACGGAGCUCAUGAAGGAGGGGGGCGUCACCCCGCUCAUCGUCGCAACCGACAACGGCCAUGUGGACAUCGUGAAAGCACUGCUGGGGGUGGGAGCCAGUAUCAGCAGCGCCAGGCAGUCGGACGGCUACUCGCCGCUGCACAUUGCCUGCUCCAAGGGGUUUGUGGAGAUCGUGAGGGAUGUGCUGGAUAAGGGCGCGGAGAAGGACGCCGCGCUGAAGGACGGCACCACUCCGCUGCACCUGGCCGCAAGCAACGGCUUCCUGGAGGUGGCGCAGGUGCUGGUGCGGGCGGGAGCGCGCAAGACUGCCACCAACAGCUUGGGGCAAAAGCCCAUCGAUGUGGCCAAGGCCGGGACCGGCAUUGCCGAGCUGCUGUCCCGAGACUAGCUAGCAGGCUCUCGGCCCUGAGGCAAGAGAAGGAGCCGCCACUCUGCUUGAGACGCAUCACUCUUCGACCUUCCUUUUAGGUUAGGGUCUAUGUUGAUUGUGGUCGCAUGCAUGGACGAGUGUCCGCACGCAUGCCGGCAUUGUUCGGGGGAACCCGAACGUACGACGUAUGUGGUCCAUGACGUUUGUUGUGUUUGGAUGGUGCAGUGAUGACGAAGGGACAUGCAUGCUCACAUUAACAUUGCUGUUAGUUGGAGUUCCUAAUUAAUUUCUACAGGACGACGUGUGCACUGUCUUUGCAAAUUGCUUGCUUACACUUGCUUUGGUUUGGUACUUAGCGGCUGCUCCUUGCUAGGAUGCGAAGUGCCGCUGAGGGAGGCAGCGAUUGCCUGACAAGGACCUUACACUGCAGACCCUACUUUAGGUUGCUGGUCGACCCUUGCUUGCAUCAAGUAUUGCGUGCUUGAGAUAGAAGUGCAGGCGCUGGGUGUCCAAAAGGAUGCAAGUGUGUAUAUGACAAUAUGAGCAUUCGUGUCAGGGAGGCGGACAGGGUAGGUUACAUACACGUGGGUUAUGUUGCAGGGGUGCUAGGGGUGCUGUAACGACGGCGUUAAAAGAGAGACAAGGUCUAUCUGCAGGUGUUUUCGUAUAGCGCGGUGCACGGUUUUGUGUUACAAUAUGUGGAUGUUGUCAGCCUGGGUUCCCGAAAGGAGCAUUAUGAUUCCUGGGUUAGUUUACGUGUGUUUCCUGCUGUUGGGUGUUGUGGGUUAUGUGUGCUGUCGGGCCCUCCUCACAACUCGUGGAUUUCACCUACCAUCCUUCCUUGCUUGUCAGCUGUAACUGUAGCUGUAAGGAGAUGCCUGAGCAUGUUGUGCCU
Messenger RNA from Astrephomene gubernaculifera, 3887 nucleotides. The record is from the annotation of a GenBank genome assembly. Lineage: Eukaryota; Viridiplantae; Chlorophyta; Chlorophyceae; Chlamydomonadales; Astrephomenaceae.